Effrenium voratum is the source of this 2010-nucleotide messenger RNA. NCBI's taxonomy places the organism in Eukaryota, Dinophyceae, Suessiales, Symbiodiniaceae. The record is from the annotation of a GenBank genome assembly.
CUCAGCCAGUGUGUCGGUGCAAGCAGCGCAUAUCAAACUGCGCGAUAGAGUCCACGUAGCCUUCUUCCACAUGGCAUGAGCCACGGUUUGCCUGCUCCCGGAGCCGUCUUUGGGUGCGAGCGGUAACGCGAGACGCCUUCCUGGUUCACCAAGUGCAGAAGCCAUGGUUGUUGGUCUUGAAGCUGUGGCUGUGGCUGUUGGGGUUGGGGCUGGAGCUGGAGCCGGGGUUGUCGGCGGCCAAGAGUCGCUGUCGCAAUGCCGCCAGAUGUUUUCCCGUACACUGUCACAUAUGGCUGGCAAGGACAAUUUGAAGGAUGGUCAAGGACACCGAGCGCAGGCAGGAGCAGAGCUUUUGCGGCAUGGCUGGGUUUGCACUACUUGCCCCAACGACAAAUUUGCCAUGGUGAUGCCCAGCAACAAAGAAUGCGUCAUGCGCAUUCUGGACAUGGAUAUUUUUGCGAAGAACCAACAAUUGAAGAGUCAGAUGGAACAGAAUCUUCGGUUUGCAUUGGCGCUUCAGCCUGGACAAGCGGACUUGAUGAAGCAAACAAUUGCAACCGACUUGGCAUCGCACAAACAGUUCUUUUCCAUCAUGAUGCUUUUCUUUGCAAGAGCAUUGCCUGGCAGUACAUGUGAAGAUUCACCAUUUGCUUCCGAGACCAUUGAGGAGGUGUCUGCACGUGUUGCAGCAUUCGGAUGUGAAUACAAGCAUGCUGCCAGGAAGUUGGAAGACUUCGGCAUUGAUGGAUCAUACUUGGCAGAAGAGGGCUUGUCGGAAGCGGAGCUUGAGCAAGACUUCGAAGUUGUUUCGCGGUUGCAGCGAAAGCGGCUUUUGCAGCACUUUGCCAAGUACAAGCCGCUACAGAAACACUUCAUCGCGAUUGGCUUCGUCGCCUCCUGUGCCAACUUCGAGUAUGCAGGUAGGGGGCUGUUCACCAGGGCCUUGUCGCAUGAAGAAAUCAAUUUGGCGGCAAGCACAAUGAUGGCCUACAGAAGCGCUGCCUCUUUGCUGUCUGAGCCGUCCUGCCCGGACUCCAAGCCAUGCCAUCUUCAAUUGGCCGAGAUCUCACAGCUAGCACAAGGUUCUCAGACUGGCUCGUGGGAACAAGUUUCUGCCAUUGACAGCAAGGACCUCAUGCCGCCUGCCAAGUGCUUCUUGCCGGACUAUGCCUUCCGCGGUGCGGAAGGGCAACUGCUGCUGUCCCAGCUCCUCAAGGGUGGGGAUAUCCUGAGAUCGGAGGACAAGGACACCCCGCUAGUCAAAGUGUCAGAGGUGGUGGAGUACGAGGCGACCGGAGCGGGCCACGAUGUUGUGAAGUUGAGCACCGCCCAGGGCACUUUCGCCGUGUCAGCGUCACACCGCGUGGUCAUUCCCGGCGGCAGCAGCAUUCCGGCGGCAGACCUGAAGAAGGGGGACGUGGUUCUUGUCGGUGCCAAGGAGCAGAAACUUUUGGUCGUCGCCCCUCAGAAGGUGAAGUCCAGCAUUUAUGGCAUCAAGUUCGAGCCGGAUCUGCCGAUUCAGGCCUUCCCCGUGGCCAGGUUUGGCCUGCUUACGAUGGGAGAGACACAUGCCGACUCCACCAGUGAUGUGCUGAGCCUUUGUGGCGAAACCGAAGUGGGUGUGCCCUCUACCUGAGCACAAGACUCGCGCAAUCUUACAAGCUUUUCGGGCCUUGAGCACGGCCAGUUUAAACAAGCAGGGUGAGGUUCCUGCCUGUGAUAUUGCACUUGCAACGCAGUCUGGCAUCAUAUCUUCCUUGCUACAUUUCUUCCGUGCGUGCCUGUGAGACGAAAAAGGCAGUCGUAAGGCAAUCGUACGCAUGAAAGUAGAAGGUGCCCUGUGCUCAGAACUGGGGAUGUUGUACUUGGCCCUGCACUUGCUUCUUUCAGCUCAGGCACAUCCUGUGGACAUGCAGACCCGCAAGAUCCGGGAAGGCUGAGCCAGUCUCACUAGCUGCAGUGCGGUUUUGUGGGCAAUGUGCAAACACGGCAUGUUCGCAGGCAUCACUA